Molecule: messenger RNA, 387 nt
Organism: Staurois parvus
Lineage: Eukaryota; Metazoa; Chordata; Amphibia; Anura; Ranidae
Source: the annotation of a GenBank genome assembly
CCCCAUCAUUGGUGUCAGUGUGGGAGGAAUAGUGCCCCAUCGUUGGUUUCGGUGGGAGGAAUAGUGCCCCAUCAUUGGUGUCAGUGUGGGAGGAAUAGUGCCCCAUCAUUGGUGUCAGUGGGAGGAAUAGUGUCCCAUCAUUGGUUUCAGUGGGAGGAAUAGUGCCCCAUCAUUGGUGUCAGUGGAAGAAUAGUGUCCCAGCAUUGGUGUCAGUGGGAGGAAUAGUGCCCCAUCAUUGGUGUCUGUGGGAGGAAUAGUGCCACAUCAUUGGUAUCAGUGGGAGGAAUAGUGCCCCAUCAUUGGUGUCAGUGGGAGGAAUAGUGCCCCAUCAUUGGUGUCAGUGUGGGAGGAAUAGUGCCCCAUCAUUGGUGUCAGUGGGAGGAAUAG